Molecule: messenger RNA, 2282 nt
Organism: Hevea brasiliensis (rubber tree)
Lineage: Eukaryota; Viridiplantae; Streptophyta; Magnoliopsida; Malpighiales; Euphorbiaceae
Product: AAA-ATPase At2g46620
Exons: 1
Coding region: 464-1978 (504 amino acids)
Molecular function (GO): ATP hydrolysis activity; ATP binding
Source: RefSeq, a predicted model, not a curated record
CACAAGGGCCUAUAAAAACAUAUAGGCUGGCCAGUAGCUUGAUUUGACGGAGAAUCAGGAGAGAAUUCUUCACUCUCCGCCUCCUCAUUCUCAUGCCACCGUAUGCAGCCUCUUUUGCUUAGCAGUUAGACCGUUUCGGCCUUCACCUCCCAUCUCUGUUACACUUGUUUUCUCUAUGUGCUUAGACCCAUCAACCUUGCUGGCAAUCAGCCGUCUCUCACUUUAAUCAGUGUCUAUUUAAACCUCCCCUCUCUUCUUUUCCUCCUUCUUCUGCUUCUUCUUUUCUUCUUCUUCUUCACGAUUCCUUUGAAACCCUCUCUCUUAUUGUUAGUCAUUCUGUUUCAGUCUUUUUUCUCUUCAUUUCCAUAUAUUUGCGUUUCUAUCCGUUUCGGCUCCUUAACAUGACUUUCUCUUCUACAAGGAAAAAUUUACCCAUUCAAAUCCCCCUUAGCCAACCCUUUUUAUGUUCCACUUGAUUUUUCCCCCUUCCUGUUUAAUGAUUUUUUCUGUGUCUACAAUCAUGAAAAUUCUUUUUAACCCAUUCUUUCUCUUGUUUGUAAUUGUUGGUUUAUUGUUUCUGCUUCGGUUUCUUUUAAUCAGGACUGGAUUAAUUUAUAUGACCAAGAAAUGGUGGAGAUCAAUCGAAGAUUGUUUGCAUGUGUAUCAAUUCUUCAAGGUCCCAGAAUUCAACGAGAGCAUGCAAGAAAAUCAGCUUUAUUCCAAAGUCUCUGUUUAUCUAAACUCUCUGGCUUCCAUGGAGGACUCCAAUUAUACCAACCUCUUCACCGGAAAAAAAUCCAAUGAUAUCAUACUCCGCCUUGACCCCAGUCAGGUAAUCGAUGAUGAUUUCCUUGGAGCUAGAGUUUCUUGGAUAAACGAAGUGAAAACAGAUACAACCCAUUCUAGAGCUUUCGUUUUGAAGAUCAGAAAAGCCGAUAAGCGAAGAAUUCUCCGGCCCUAUCUCCAGCAGAUCCACACAGUUUUCGACGAGCUCGAGCAGAAGAAGAAGAGAGAAUUGAAGCUUUACAUGAAUAUCAACGGUGAUCAAAAUCAGAACAGACGGUGGAGAUUUGUUCCCUUUACUCAUCCUUCAACGUUUGAAACAAUUGCCAUGGAAUCCGAUCUCAAAAACAAGUUAAAGUCAGAUCUGGAGUCUUUCCUCAAGGCCAAACAAUACUAUCACAGGUUGGGUCGCGCGUGGAAGCGAAGCUAUCUCUUGUACGGGCCAUCAGGUACUGGAAAAUCCAGCUUUAUAGCUGCCAUGGCCAAUUUUCUUGGCUACGAUGUGUAUGACAUCGAUCUUUCCAGAGUUUUAGGCGAUUCUGAUCUCAAAUUGCUCCUGCUACAAACCACAACCAAGUCCGUGAUUGUGGUAGAAGACCUCGAUCGGUUUCUGAUGGGCAAGUCAACGGCUGUAAGCUUAUCAGGUGUUUUAAACUUCAUGGAUGGGAUUUUAAAUUCUUGCUGUGCGGAGGAGAGAAUUAUGGUUUUUACAGUGAAUAGCAAAGAUCACAUCGACCCGGCUAUCCUUAGACCGGGUCGAAUUGACGUCCAUAUCCAUUUUCCGUUAUGCGAUUUCUCAGCAUUCAGGACAUUGGCGAAUAGCUACUUGGGAGUGAAGAAUCACAAGCUGUUUCCUCAAGUAGAGGAAAUUUUCCAAACCGGAGCGAGUCUGAGUCCGGCGGAGAUAGGUGAGCUCAUGAUUGCGAACCGGAAUUCGCCGAGUCGGGCAUUGAAAUCGGUUAUCACGGCCUUGCAAACAGAAGGUGAUUGUAGAGGGUCUGUGGACGUGGGGCGGCGGUUGCUCGAUGGCGGGUCAAGAAACUCCACGGAAGAUUCACCUGAUCACUCGGGUAUAUUUUCUAAAGAAAAUAUCAAUGUCAUCAAAGAUAUCAAGAAAUUAUACGGAUUAUUGAAGUUGAGAAGUAGCAGAAAAGCACCAUCGUUCGACUUGACACCAGGCCAAAGGGAUGUGUGAUGACUGAUGAUACGGGGUCGUAUCAUUUCGGAUAAAUUCACGUUUGGUUAGCACUUGGGGGCCGCACGAGGGGAAAAAAUUAUACAAGGCAAAAAAAAAAAAAAAAAGCCAACUGCUAGUAGAAUAUAGAGCAGUUUAGAGCACUAAGAUUUUUGAUAUUUGCUGGCUUUGAUGCUUUGUUCCAACCCCUUCUACAAGAAUAUGAUUCUGUAAUCUUUUUCAUGUUAUUUGUUCCCCUCUUAGUAGUUUGCUUUAGACUUAAAUAUUGAAUUAAAUGGUAGCACCACGGUGGAUAAUUACAUUA